GGUGGCUAGAACGCUGUGCGGCCAUGCGAUUCGCGAGACUGGACGGAUAACUACCGGCCAGAUCACGAUAUCCGAUUUCAGGACGAUCGAAGUUCGACCUAAGCGGAUGUCCCUUCUCAUGAGAAUUCCAUUACAUAUUGGUCAAUUUCUGAGCAGUCACGGCCCUCAAUGCACAGUCAAACCACCUUCUGGCACAUGGCAAAGGUUUAUGUUGCUCUUUGGCAAGCCCGGAAUACAUGACGGAACCCGUGUCUCUUCCUCUUGAACCCAAGCUUUCGGGAUUUAAUUCAACGAACGCCUGUCCUGAUCAAUCUCGCAACUCGCCAAACUUCUUAUCCCACGUAUGCAACAUCUGAUAUUACGCCGCAGCCAUUCUUCAAGUUUAGACCGAGAAAUUCAUCAUCGCCACGAUGCCGCCCACCGAGGACAUACAGUACGCACCGCCUGGAUCGUAUCUAGCUUACAAGCGCAAUUCGAAACUCCUGCUUUGUUGGAUUGUCCGCACUGUUCAAUCAAUUAUCAAGUUUUGGGAAACGACUCGGCAACAUGAUCUUAACCUGACCUUGUUGGAAGUUCCCAGCGCUGGUCUACCAGGGCAGAAACGACCGAAAGAGUUGCUUGCUGAUUCAGCCCGAGCGGGAUUCUUUAACCGGUCCAGACUCUACAACUUUUGCAGGUUCAUUAGCCUCCAUGUGGAUGUUAUCCCACCUUCUAUUCUGGCCUUGUUCCUGCAUAUCAUCCACACAAGAGUCACUGCUCUGACUACGUGGCAGGCGCUCGCAGCCAGGCGCCCACGCCCCGAAGAGAUGGAGAAUUUCCGAACGCUUGAGACUGAUAUUCGCGCCUUUUGGGUGGCCUUCAACGGCCUCAGAGGCUUCCAUUGGAUGUCAACUUCCCCGGGAGAGUCAGAGGUCUCGUCCAUUUUGAAAUAUAACACACCGGAGACCGAAGAAGAUAUCAAUUAUUUGGUCCCCGACAGAUUUCCCAUCCGCGUUCAUCCUGAAGCUGAGAAAGGCAAGCCCGGGCGUCGCAACAAGUCAAAGACACCAGAAAACGAAGCCAAAUUCAACAAGAUCAAGGACAGUCUCCCGCCUGAUGAUUUCCCAUUAAGUCACUUUGACAUCGAUGACCCUUGCUAUACGAACGGCCGUUUCAACUCCGACGGGAACGCCUGGGGUAUGGCAGCUUACGACCUGUUCAAGGAGUUCAUGCACCUCAGAAACUUUCUCCACGAUACCUGGGUAGAGGUUGUCUUCGAUGGCCUCAACAGCACCGUGGCCGGGGCAAUUGGUAUUGCGGCCACGAAUUUGAUUGUCAAAUACCGUCACGACAGUAUUCCUGAAGAAUUAGGUUACAUCAGCAUGAUCGACUACUUAACGGGUUAUCAAAAUCCUGAUGAUUAUGUUCAACCAUUUUUUGCGUCCGUUUACCGCGUUCGUGGCGAUGGCUCAUGUUCAGGAAAGAUUGAAAAUCAGAGUGUGGAUAUGAAGGAAGAGUUCAUGAUAUACACGUUCGAAUCGCUUUUUGAAUUCCUUUCCGAUUUUCGCACCACACAAACCGGAAAGCCCACCGAGCGCAUGGCAAAGCUUCUCAAGAACUGGGAUCCCAGCGCCGACCUAAUGGUGCUUACAAAGGAAGAAUACCUACAGUGGCGCCAUCUAUAUACCAUCAAGCUUCUUUACUCGCUUUUUGACGAAUAUGUUGCCCCUAUAGUGAAGUCGAAAGAAUUCGACGGAGAUUGGGAAAAUGUCAUCUGGGGCCCAAAAGGCCCAUCCGAAGAUGACUUGAAUGGAUCAGGUUCAUAUCAGCAUAGAGCCUUCUUGUCCAGCAUCAUUAAACUUGCCAUGGAAAAACCCUCGUCCACCGGUGAAUCAACUCGACACAACAUUCAGCCUACCACAGUCUUCAUACUACAACACAUGGUGGAUUCCUUUACUGUGUCAAGGGGCUGGCUGAAUAACCCUCUCUGGGGGCCUAUUUUUGUCCAGCCGCCUUCUUCCGAUGUCUUCUUUCCCGCACGUGAUUUGGCGCUGUUCUUGGGUGUCAAGCUUGACGACUAUAUGAAUCUUGGGCCCGGGUUUUGGACUUCUUUACACUUGCUGGACGAACACCUACGUACUGGAGAGGACCAGAAAAUCGAGCAGACCAAUUUUCUAAAGCAGGCGGCUAGAAUUUGCUCCGCUGCCCUGGAGUUUCACUCCACAAGACAGGACCAAGGCACAGGUUCAAACUUCCUGUGGGGUUGCUCCCCCUUCCAUUGCGCUGAAGUCCUUGUGCAAAGCCUGACAAAUUUCGAUCAUAUCUCCAGAGUACUUUACCCUGGUUUCACGAAUGAGCCUGUACUCCUGGUACACUUGUACAAUAUGUUGGUUACUGAAGGAUACACGGAUAAGGCACCUCAGGCAUUUCUCAUCUUGAAGGGGUUUUUUGACAAUUUGUUGACUGAGGAGGCAAGGACACCGGAAUAUGGUGCCUACUACGACCGAGCCUUGAGCAACGCCCUAAAUUGUUUUAGCACGUGGUUUCCCCUUUCGGUAUUUAAUCGUCUGUACGUUCAAAACUACAGAGUUGAGAGGAUCGGACGCCUAGAGAAUCUGCAAAGGUUCAUGGAGGACACUACCGCCGGUGAAGAGAAACGGGCCAUGCAGGUUAAGGGGCAUGGCUCAAGCAACAAUCACAGAUUUAUCAUCAAAGGUGGCCGUGACCGGGCGAAGACAAUUAUGGAAGGAAUACAGGCCGUCGACUUCAAGCUCAAUGAAUUAGUUCCUGGAAAGCUGCUCGAAGGGCCGGGUGGCAGCAAGGUCGUGGUGAACUUUCGCGAUGUCCUUGAAUUGUUUAAGACCGAGGUCAUCAUCGGCGUACAUGGCAGUCAUUGCCUUGGCGCUGUGAACCGCUUGUGGGUUACUGCGCAGUCGAUUAUUCUGUUCCAUUCCAUCGAGAGACAACUGGCCGCUGCGAAGGACCCGUUGUACCUAAGCAUAUACGGAGACCCCGACACGAAGGAGGUUGAAAACUCAAAGGAGGACGAAAAUGGUGGGAAUGGAGGUGGGCGAGAGAAUGCCUUAGCUACCAAGCGUGUGCGUCUCAUAAUGCGUCUCUUGUCGCGUGAACUGAAACCGCCUGGGACGAAGACCGCGAUAGAGAUUGCCGUCAAAGCGUUUGAGGAUGAGAAGCUUACCAACUUUCCGUGCACGUACUGGGGGGAUGAGGCAGACUUGGGAAUGAAGAGCGAUGAUGGCAUAUUACAGCGUCUGGAGAAGGGGCUAGCAAGUGCAUCAUGUCCGAUCAUGUAACAUUGUCAAGGAAUCGUUCUGUAUAAUAGUGGCGAAGGCCAGCGAUGUUGUUUAAAUUGGGCUUCACAGCGAAACAAAAUUGUAAUCAAGUUCAUUUGAUAGACUUCCAUGUAUCCAAUACGCAAACAAUACACGAGCUUGUUGCGUUCCUCAUUUA
Molecule: messenger RNA, 3450 nt
Organism: Neurospora hispaniola
Lineage: Eukaryota; Fungi; Ascomycota; Sordariomycetes; Sordariales; Sordariaceae
Exons: 1
Coding region: 411-3293 (960 amino acids)
Source: RefSeq, a predicted model, not a curated record